Messenger RNA from Oncorhynchus tshawytscha (Chinook salmon), 1820 nucleotides. RefSeq names its product protein CLEC16A-like. Lineage: Eukaryota; Metazoa; Chordata; Actinopteri; Salmoniformes; Salmonidae. Gene Ontology annotation, cellular component: late endosome; endolysosome membrane. The record is from RefSeq and is a predicted model, not a curated record. Bases 47 to 1069 code for a protein of 340 amino acids. Gene Ontology annotation, biological process: regulation of autophagosome maturation; endosomal transport; endosome to lysosome transport. The transcript is spliced from 8 exons.
GUCCCUCUGUCUCUCUCUCUCUCAGGGGGAGGAGAUCUUCCUGGACAUGUUUGAAGAUGAGUACAGGAGCAUGACGAGUAAGCCCCUGAACGUGGAGUACCUCAUGAUGGACGCGUCCGUUCUACUUCCUCCUACUGGUACUCCUCUGACUGGAAUAGACUUCGUUAAGAGACUGCCCUGUGGAGGAGUAGAGAAGACCAGACGGGCCAUCCGUGUGUUCUUCAUGCUGAGAUCACUAUCUCUUCAGCUGCAGGGAGAACCAGAGACGCAGCUUCCUCUCACUCGCUCUGAAGACCUCAUCAAGACCGACGAUGUUCUGGACCUAAAUAACAGUGAUCUGAUAGCCUGUAUGGUGGUCAGUAAGGAAGGAGGUCAGGCUCAACGGUUCCUGGCGGUGGAUGUUUACCAGAUGAGUCUGGUUGAACCUGAAACUAAACGUUUGGGCUGGGGAGUGGUCAAGUUCGCUGGUCUGUUACAGGACAUGCAGGUGUCUGGGGUAGAGGAUGACAGCAGAGCUUUAAACAUUAUCAUCCACAAACCCUCGUCCAACCCCCACGCCAAGCCCCUCCCCAUCCUGCAGGCAAACUUCAUAUUCGCCGACCACAUCCGCUGCAUCAUCGCUAAGCAACGCCUGGCCAAGGGCAGGAUACAGGCCAGACGUAUGAAGACACAGAGGAUAGCAGCGUUACUAGACCUUCCUGUCCAGCCCAGUUCGUCAGAGGUUCUGGGCUUCGGCCAGACAGGAAACACUGCUGCCGGAGGUCAACUCCCUUUCCGCUUCUACGACCAAUCGCGUCGAGCGCCCAACGACCCCACCGCACAGAGAUCUGUGUUCGCCUCCGUUGACAAAGUUCCAGGGUUUGCGGUGGCCCACUGUGUCUCUCAGCACAGCCCGUCACCCCUCUCCUCCCCCUCCCCCCACCCUCCUCAGGCAGCACCGGACGAUGUGACUCUGUUACAGCCAGUACGAUAUCAGCCAACAGCCCUACAGAUGAGGAGACGUUCUUGGAGCACACCCCUCCUUCUUCGGUCUCCGGUGGAGAGGCAGGAGGAAGAGGAGGAGAGUUAACCGGGUCUUGUUCCCCUGUCCCGUCUGUCCUCGCCCCCAGCCUCACCCCUGCCUCCCAGCCUAACAUCUCUCUACUGACCGACGACAACACAGACUCUCUGAGCGUCGAGUCACUGACCCUGCUGCCCCGGCUGACCACCUGCACGCACUCGGCUCACACACACACCUCGGCACUGAUACGGCUAUCAGAGAGGAGGAGGAGGAGGAGGAGGAGGAGGGGCUAGAGAAGAGAGAAGGGGAGGAGCCAAAGGAGGAAGUGGAAGGGUCGGCGAUGGAGGAAGAGGAGGAGGAGACUGAAACCGAAACAACAAUUCAAGAGACAGCUGAAGCAGAGAUGGGAACGCCCACUGAGCAAGACACGCCCCUUUCUUCUGAGGGAGACACACCCCUUUCUUCUGAGGGAGACACACCCCUUUCAGCUGCAUCAGAAGGGGAGGAGACUGGUCAGGACACACCCACGGGAGAGGAAAACACACCUGCGAAAGAGGACACGCCCACAGAAACACCCUGAUUAAAGAGGACACACCCACAGAAACACCCUGAUUAAAGAGGACACGCCCACAGAAACACCCUGAUUAAAGAGGACACGCCCACAGAAACACCCUGAUUAAAGAGGACACGCCCACAGAAACACCCUGAUUAGAGGACACACCCACAGAAACACCCUGAUUAGAGGACACACCCACAGAAACACCCUGAUUAAAGAGGACACACCCACAGAAACACCCUGAUUAAAGAGGACACACCCACA